GCGUGUUGUGAGCGUGUGUUGAGCUGUGAGUGGGACUGCGGCUUUUCUGUUGCUUAAUAUAGACGACGAGAAAAAGUUGGCCAGUGUUGACAGCAGUCAUGCGACUGCCGCAGCACCACUGAAAGGGCACCGUGUGCGCACCCAGUAGAGAUCGAUUGUAACUGGACACCUUGUAUUAAUAAAGAUGGCGCCGGAUGAUUCGUCGGCAGCGAAAGUGCUGGAGGGCAUCAGGCGGGUCGCCGGAGUGGAUGGAUCGUGUGCUGUACCUGCGCAGCGAGCCGCUUGGCUCCGAACCCCCGCGGAGCUACCAUGGGGACCGCCCGGCCAGCUCCGCUCCAGGAAGCCACCGCAAUAGGGGGCCACCGCCGCGGCGCGCGCGGGCGAAGGGGCCCGCCAGCAGUUUCAGUUCAUGGCCAUGGCGACCGGGGCGGCCGACAUUUGCAAGGGGUCUGGAGGCGGCCAAAGCGUUCCGUAACGCGGGAAGCGCGGCGCGCGGGGGUCCUCUGGUGUGGCAUCCUUCACCGGAGCGGCCCUGCUGCGGCCAUAGCACUGCACAGCGACGCCUUGGCGAGGACGUGCGCCCUAAUGAGUUACGUGCGCAACAUGGGGGACGUGGGUGACGGCAAAUCCGCCUCAAUCCGCCCGAGACGGCCCCGCUUUGCCGGGCCUCCCAGAGAGCGCGCGGCGCGAGCUUGCCGCGAAGUUUCAAGUCAGAGGGGCCCGGCCUGCGGGGUGCUUUACUUUGCGAGGCAGCGCCCCCGAGGCAGCGUCGCCAUUUGGGGAGGGCGCGGGGCAACGCGCCUGCCUACCGGGCCAACCGGCCCGGUGGCGGCUUCAUUCGCUGGCGCGCCCGCAGUGGCGCCUUCAGCUGCAGCCCUGGCCCUUGCCGCGCCAAGGCCUUGCGCCGAGACGCAAAGCCCCUCAAGGAGGCGGCACGAUUGCGCCUUUUUGCCCUGCGCGGCCGCGCUGCUCCGCCCGCUGCAAUGUUACAGGCCCCACCCUCCGUCGUAGGGCCGGCCCAUUGGCCGAGUUUGCCCUUGGUGCGUGUCGCGUGAAGUGGAAUUCGCGGAGAAAGUAGUCAGA
This is a messenger RNA of Amoebophrya sp. A120, 1083 nucleotides long. Lineage: Eukaryota; Dinophyceae; Syndiniales; Amoebophryaceae. The record is from the annotation of a GenBank genome assembly.